GUCUCUUUGAUUUUGAAAAUGCAUUUUCGAACUCACACUUAGCACAUAAAAACACACCCCAACUAAGUCUCUACCCAUAUUUUCCCAAAAUUUAGUUCUUCCGUUUGCUGUCGAUUUUGACAUAGCCCUAAAUUUUGAAAACUUGGUUUUGUAAAGUUUCUAUAUGUCUGAGUCCGUUGGCUCCAAUGCUUUCCCUGCAGAAGGGAAGAAAUCACAUUACAAGAAGCGCAACAGACAAGAGGUUGAAAGCGGAGAUCGGUCUACAACCCAACAAUCAUUUAAGAUGACUAAACAUUUGCACUUUGAAGACUCCCUACCAGUGCAGGAAACAGAAAUGUUAUACUCAGGUGAGUUCCUACCAGUGCAGGAAACAGAAAGGUUAUACUCAGGUGAGUUCCUACCGGUGCAGGAAACACAGCCACCCGAAGAGCGGUUUCAAGCCGUGGAUCCAAAAAGCAAGGAACUUCUUGACACUUACGAACCACAGAUUGUUUUGGAUCAUCCGAGUGUAUUUCAUAUUGUUGAAAUAGCUGCAAAAAAGAAGAUCUUUUACUAUCCUCCACGGGGCUAUUCAGAUGCGGAAGCUAAACUUAUAAGGAAAAAGAUACUUAAGAAGAGGAAAAUUAGUGUGACUGAUGAAGAGGUUAAGAGAGUAAUGAAAUGUCUCCAUUUCAAAUUUGAUUUGUAUUGCUGGAAUAUGCAACGUGGGUUCCAAGGUGUGAAGUUUGAUUAUGACAGUGGUACAUUUUCACAAGUAAUAAACCUUAAGGCCAAUAGUCCCGAUUUGAGAGAAGCGAUAGAAUGUUUUACGUUUGAGCACAAAUACGCGAUCUUAUAUUUUAAGAGUUUUAAAGUCAUUUUUAAAGAGACAUUUUUAAAACAUGGAAAAUCUCUGGAGAACAAGGAAAAGAAGGCGAGUAGUAAAAAGCUGAUCAACUCAAUAGGGAGGGCGAGUGGUAGUGGUGCUACAUCGGAUGACACAUUUAAAUCUGUGAAGAAACCUCCACGAAGCACGACAUCGCUCAAGGCUAUCGUGAAAGACUAUGAGGCUCAUCCUCCGGAAUUGGACGAUUUGGUGCGUAGGAUUAAUAGGUUAUUUGAUUCGAAUUACAAUGUAAUCAAAUUGACUAAUACAUUAGUAAGGGCUUUCGUUGCCUGCCCGGAUUUGGCUGAGCUAUAUCGGAAUUAUGAUGACAACAACUUUAAGACAGCAUUGAUUAACCUAGCGAGUAUAGUUGUCCUGUAGUGUGUGGGUCAGGUUGAUAGAUUUUGUGGCAGCUGCAUGUUCGGGUCUUUGUAGCUUGCCAAUAAUCCGUUUUCUUUGAGCCUGUUGUAUUAAGUCCUGGUUGUAUGCUGCUAUCAUUCUGUAGCAUCUUGUAUGCUGCUAUCAUUCAGUUAAUGUUAAUAGAAUUAUGCUGCUAUAAUAAUUUUGUUUUCUUUUUA
Messenger RNA from Lathyrus oleraceus (garden pea), 1443 nucleotides. RefSeq lists its product as uncharacterized. NCBI's taxonomy places the organism in Eukaryota, Viridiplantae, Streptophyta, Magnoliopsida, Fabales, Fabaceae. The transcript is spliced from 5 exons. The record is from RefSeq and is a predicted model, not a curated record. Bases 164 to 1246 code for a protein of 360 amino acids.